Molecule: messenger RNA, 9102 nt
Organism: Platichthys flesus (European flounder)
Lineage: Eukaryota; Metazoa; Chordata; Actinopteri; Pleuronectiformes; Pleuronectidae
Gene: scn1lab
Product: sodium channel, voltage-gated, type I like, alpha b
Exons: 27
Coding region: 217-6336 (2039 amino acids)
Biological process (GO): membrane depolarization during action potential; neuronal action potential; sodium ion transmembrane transport
Cellular component (GO): axon; plasma membrane; voltage-gated sodium channel complex
Molecular function (GO): voltage-gated sodium channel activity; protein binding
Source: RefSeq, a predicted model, not a curated record
CAACCAGGAAAAAGACAAAUCCACUGAUCUCUUAUUAUAUCAUUAACAAACCACCAGCGGAUUAUUUACACGGUUUUCACGCUCACUCCUGAAACUGCGGAUUAUUCUUUCUGGAAAUGGGAUCUACCUUCCAGGUCCCCACCUGCUGGGCACCAUGAUGGUGCUCCCUGCCCAAGCUGAGCCCCUCGUUGCCCUCUGAAGAAGCAGGAUGACAAGAUGGCACAGCUGCUUGUACCGCCCGGACCUGACAGCUUCCUCCCCUUCGUCCCCGAGUCGCUGGCCGCCAUCGAGAGGCGCAUCGCCGAGGAGGAGGCCCGGAGACCAAGGGCGGACCGCCGCAGCGACAGCGAUGAUGAAAAUGGGCCUAAGCCCAAUAGUGACCUGGAGGCGGGGAAAUCUCUCCCCUUCAUCUAUGGGGACACCCCACCCCACCUGGUGUCCACCCCUCUGGAGGACCUGGAUCCCUUCUACAGCAAUCAGAAGACCUUCAUAGUAUUGAAUCGCGGGAAGGCAAUCUUCCGUUUCAACGCCACUCCUGCCUGUUACAUCUUAAGCCCGUUCAACCCCCUAAGGAGGAUAGCUAUUAGAGUUUUAGUACACUCUUUGUUCAGCAUCUUGAUCAUGUUCACUAUCCUGACCAACUGUGCUUUCAUGACCCUCAGUAAUCCCCCAGAAUGGGCCAAGAAUGUAGAGUACACAUUCACAGGGAUUUACACCUUCGAGUCCCUUAUCAAAAUCCUGGCCAGGGGCUUCUGUCUGGGGAAGUUCACUUUCCUGCGGGACCCGUGGAACUGGCUGGAUUUCAGUGUUAUCCUCAUGGCAUAUGUCACAGAGUUUGUGGACCUGGGCAAUGUCUCAGCACUGCGAACCUUCAGGGUUCUGCGAGCCCUGAAAACUAUAUCAGUCAUCCCAGGCCUGAAGACCAUUGUGGGCGCCCUGAUCCAGUCGGUAAAGAAGCUGUCGGACGUGAUGAUCCUCACCGUGUUCUGCCUCAGCGUCUUCGCCCUCAUCGGCCUGCAGCUCUUCAUGGGCAACCUGAGGCAGAAGUGCGUUCGUUAUCCGCUUACCAGCAACGCCACCAACAUCAGCUACGUAACCAGCGACGAGGACAUGUUUGUCAACUACUACAACAACUCCCUGAUGGAUAUCAACACUACGUCUGUGCAGAACGCCACAGAGAACCCCUUCAACUGGACGGAGUACAUCAGCGAUCCGGAGAAUUACUAUUACCUCCCUGGCCGCAGGGAUGCUCUGCUCUGUGGGAACGGCAGCGGUGCUGGGCUCUGCCCAGAGGGUUUCACGUGUAUAAAAGCAGGUCGCAAUCCAAAUUACGGCUACACCAGCUUCGACACCUUCAGCUGGGCCUUCCUCUCUCUGUUCCGACUCAUGACCCAGGACUACUGGGAGAACCUCUACCAGCAGACUCUGCGUGCUGCGGGGAAACCCUACAUGAUCUUCUUCGUGCUGGUGAUCUUCCUGGGCUCCUUCUACCUGGUCAACCUGAUCCUUGCCGUGGUGGCCAUGGCGUAUGACGAGCAGAACCAGGCGACCAUCGAGGAGGCGCAGCAGAAGGAGGAGGAGUUCCAGGCCAUGCUGGAGCAACUGAAGAGACAGCAGGAGGAGGCACAGGUUGCCGCAGCAGCAGCCACAGUGAGCGGCGAGUACAGCGGGAGGGGGGGCCCCACCUCCGAGUCCUCCUCGGGGACGUCUAAGCUGAGCUCCAAGAGCGCCAAGGAGCGACGCAACAGGCGGAAGAAGAGGAGGCAGAGGGAGGAGGAGGAGGAGAGGGGGGUGCGCAAGUUCCACAAGUCCGAGUCCGAGGACAGCAUCAAGCGCUCCAGCUUCCGCUUCUCUGUGGACGCCAACCGCCUCUCUUAUGAGAAGAGAUGCUCCUCCCCCAACCAGUCUCUGCUCAGUAUCCGAGGCUCCCUGCUGUCUCCUCGGAGGAGCAGCCGCACCAGCCUCUUCAGCUUCCGCGGCCGGGCCCGAGACAUGGGCUCCGAGAACGACUUCGCCGACGACGAGCACAGCACCUUCGAGGAGAGCGACAGUCGCCGCGGCUCCUUGUUCCUGCCGCGCCGCCUGGAGCGCCGCUGCAGCGCCGUCAGCCAGACCAGCCUCGGGGCGCCGCGGGUCCUGCUGCCCGCCAACGGGAAGAUGCACUGCGCCGUGGACUGCAACGGCGUGGUGUCGCUGGUCGGUGGAACGUCGGUAACAACCUCCCCUGUAGGUCUCCUGCUGCCUGAGGGAACAACGACAGACACUGAGUUGAAGAAACGCCGAUCGGGAUUUCGCAAGCCGUCCAUGGAUUAUCUGGAUGAACCAGUUGGUCGGCAGCGAGCCAUGAGUGUGGCCAGUAUCCUCACCAACACCAUGGAAGAGCUUGAAGAGUCGAGACAGAAGUGCCCCCCCUGCUGGUAUCGAUUUGCCAACACCUGUCUGAUCUGGGAUUGUUAUCCGGAGUGGCUGAAAAUCAAGGAGGUGGUCAACAUGGUGGUCAUGGACCCAUUCGUGGAUCUGGCCAUCACCAUCUGCAUCGUGCUCAACACCCUCUUCAUGGCCAUGGAGCAUUACCCCAUGACCAAGGAGUUCAACACCGUGCUCUCGGUUGGAAACCUGGUGUUCACGGGCAUCUUCACAGCGGAGAUGUGCUUCAAGAUCAUCGCCCUGGAUCCCUACUACUACUUCCAGGAGGGCUGGAACAUCUUUGACGGCAUCAUCGUUAGUCUGAGUCUGAUGGAGCUCGGCCUGGCCAACGUGGAAGGCCUGUCUGUGCUCCGCUCCUUCAGACUGCUGAGGGUCUUCAAACUGGCCAAGUCGUGGCCCACCUUGAACAUGCUGAUUAAGAUCAUCGGUAACUCGGUGGGCGCUCUGGGGAACCUGACGCUGGUGCUCGCCAUCAUCGUCUUCAUCUUCGCCGUGGUGGGCAUGCAGCUGUUUGGCAAGAGCUACAAGGAGUUUGUGUGCAAAAUCUCUGAAGACUGUAAGCUGCCGCGCUGGCACAUGCACGACUUCUUCCACUCCUUCCUCAUCGUGUUCCGGGUGUUGUGUGGAGAGUGGAUCGAGACCAUGUGGGACUGCAUGGAGGUGGCAGGGCAGACCAUGUGCCUGAUAGUCUUCAUGAUGGUCAUGGUCAUUGGAAACCUUGUGGUCCUGAACCUGUUCCUGGCUCUCCUCCUGAGCUCGUUCAGUGCUGACAACCUGGCAGCCACUGAUGACGACAGUGAGAUGAACAACCUGCAGAUCGCCGUGGGCCGCAUCCAGCGGGGCUUCGCGUUCAUCAAAUCCGCGGUGCGGCAGUUCGUCCAGAGCCACUGCUUCGGCGGGGGCAGCAAGGGAUCCGGUCUGACCGAGGAGAGCAAGCCCCUGGACGAACUGCACAGCAACGGCAAAGGCAACUGCAUCUCGAAUCACACGUCACUGGAGAUCACCAAAGAGCCCAGUAGGGUGUACAUGACGGAGGGCAACGGGCGGCCAGGAGGGGGGCUGGUGGUCGGGGUCAGGGACACGGCUGUGAAGUACCCCAUCGAGGAAAGUGACUACAUGUCAUUUAUUCACAACCCCAGCGUCACGGUCACUGUGCCCAUCGCUGUGGGCGAGUCCGACUUUGAGAACCUGAACACAGAAGAUUUCAGCAGCGACUCGUCGGACGUGGAGGGCAGCAAGGAGACUCGGCAGUUUAACCUCUCAUCUUCUUCCCGGCCCGCGCAGAAGCUCGACACAGAGCCCAAAGGUCUGAGCUCAUCGGAGGGUAGCACGGUUGAUAUCCGGCCCCCGGGAGAUGGGGUUGACUCGGUGGAGCUGGAGCCGGAGGAGUCUAUGGACCCGGAGGCCUGCUUCACAGAGGGCUGUGUGAGCAGGUUCCAGUGCUGCCAGAUCAACGAGGACAACGACAAUUAUAAGAAGUGGUGGAAUCUGAGGAAGACUUGCUUCAUCAUAGUGGAGCACAACUGGUUUGAGUCCUUCAUCAUAUUUAUGAUCCUGCUCAGCAGUGGGGCGCUGGCGUUUGAGGACAUUUACAUCGAGCAGCGGAGGACCAUCAAGACGAUGCUGGAGUACUCGGACAAGGUCUUUACUUACGUCUUCAUCCUGGAGAUGCUGCUGAAGUGGGUGGCAUACGGCUUCGUCAAGUACUUCACCAACGCCUGGUGCUGGCUCGACUUCAUCAUCGUAGACGUGUCCCUGGUGAGCCUGGUAGCCAACGCUAUGGGCUACUCGGAGCUUACCGCUAUCAAAUCUCUGAGGACGCUACGAGCCCUCCGGCCCCUGAGGGCCCUGUCUCGGUUUGAGGGCAUGAGGGUCGUGGUGAACGCGCUGCUGGGCGCCAUCCCCUCCAUCAUGAACGUGCUGCUGGUCUGCCUCAUCUUCUGGCUCAUCUUCAGCAUCAUGGGCGUCAACCUGUUCGCGGGGAAGUACUACUACUGCGUCAACACCACCUCGGACGAGGUCUUCCCCAUCCACAUCGUCAACAACAAGACGGAGUGCCUGAACCUGCUCAACGACAGCGGCCGCUGGAAGAACGUCAAAAUCAACUUUGACAACGUGGGGGCCGGGUACCUGGCUCUGCUACAAGUGGCAACGUUUAAGGGUUGGAUGGACAUCAUGUACGCAGCCGUGGACUCUCGAGACGUGGAAGAUCAGCCCAAAUAUGAAGUGAACCUGUACAUGUACCUCUACUUUGUCAUCUUCAUCAUCUUCGGCUCCUUCUUCACCCUCAACCUGUUCAUUGGUGUCAUCAUCGACAACUUCAACCAGCAGAAGAAAAAGUUUGGAGGUCAGGACAUUUUCAUGACUGAAGAACAGAAGAAGUACUACAACGCCAUGAAGAAGCUGGGCUCCAAGAAACCACAGAAACCGAUACCUCGACCGACCAACGCUUUCCAAGGCUGCGUGUUCGACUGCAUCACGAAGCAGGCGUUCGACAUCGUCAUCAUGAUCCUCAUCUGCCUCAACAUGGUGACCAUGAUGGUGGAGACCGACGACCAGACGAAGGAGAUGGACACCAUCCUCUACCGGAUCAACAUGGUCUUCAUCAUGCUCUUCACCACAGAGAGCGUGCUCAAGAUGAUCUCCCUGCGUCACUAUUACUUCACCAUUGGCUGGAACAUAUUUGACUUUGUGGUGGUGAUCCUGUCCAUCGUGGGAAUGUUUUUAUCCGAAGUUAUCGAGAAAUACUUUGUGUCCCCAACGCUGUUCCGAGUGAUCCGUCUGGCCAGGAUCGGCCGCAUCCUCCGUCUCAUCAAAGGCGCCAAGGGCAUCCGGACGCUCCUCUUCGCCCUGAUGAUGUCACUCCCCGCCCUGUUCAACAUCGGCCUCCUCCUCUUCCUCGUCAUGUUCAUCUACGCUAUCUUCGGGAUGUCCAACUUCGCCUACGUCAAGCGUGAAUCCGGAAUCGACGACAUGUUCAAUUUCGAGACCUUCGGGAACAGUAUGAUCUGCUUGUUUCAGAUCACCACCUCAGCCGGGUGGGACAGCCUCAUGGCGCCCAUACUGAACAAACGGGAGCCCGACUGCGACAGCCAGAUGGAGCACCCAGGCAACUCUUACAGAGGCAACUGCGGCAACCCGUCGGUGGCCAUCUUCUUCUUCGUCAGCUACAUCAUUAUCUGCUUUCUCAUCGUGGUCAACAUGUACAUCGCCGUCAUCCUGGAGAACUUCAGCGUGGCCACGGAGGAGAGCGCCGAGCCGCUGAGCGAGGACGACUUCGAGAUGUUCUACGAGGUGUGGGAGCGCUUCGAUCCGGACGCCACUCAGUUCAUGGAGUACAGUAAGCUUUCUGAAUUUGCAGACGCUCUGGACCCGCCACUGCGCAUGCCCAAGCCCAACAUGAUCCAUCUCAUCUCCAUGGAUCUGCCGAUGGUGAGUGGCGAGCGAAUCCACUGUCUGGACAUCCUGUUCGCCUUCACCAAGCGCGUGCUGGGCGAAGGCGGCGAGAUGGACGUGUUGCGCGGGCAGAUGGAGGAGCGCUUCAUGGCCUCCAACCCCUCUAAGGUGUCUUACGAGCCCAUCACCACCACCCUGCGCCGCAAACAAGAGGACAUGUCGGCCGUCAUCAUCCAGAGAGCCUUCCGCCACUACAUGAUCCGUCUGGCCAUGAAGAAGGUGUCCACCCUCUACAAGGAGAAGCUGAAGGAGGGCAUCCGCGACCCCGACAAGGACGUGAUGGUCAUCAGCAAGUUCACCGAGAACUCCACCUCGGAGAAAACGGACAUGACUCCGUCCACGGCCUCCCCCCCCUCCUACAACAGCGUGACGAAAUCGGACAAGGACAAAUACGAGAAGGAGAACAGGGAAAAGGACAACAAAGGAAAAGACUCGAAAGAACGAAAGAAAUAGACUUUCUUUUUUUAAAGGAACAAAACAUUCAAAUCAGAGACAUGAGAGAAAUUUGUUUACAGCUUCUGAGGGCGGGUAGAUAGACCUAAGCGUGUGUGUGUGGAUUGUGGAGGAAAGCUCCUCCAGGGAGGCCUAAGAAUCAGAGUGUGGUUUGAUGGGUCCUCUCAGAGCGGAGAUGUGGAUAUGAAUGAUCCAGCAGACACUGCCAGAGUCGAGUGGAACAAGGAGAAGCCGCCCUGCAAAUCGCUUGUGAUGUUCCUAUUGGUUGUUGUUGCUAUCUGACACACUUGAGUGUACUGUUAAGUUGUCUGUAGCUAGUGCUGCUGCUACUAAUAUAAAUCCAGUGUCUUGAAUUUAACAAUAGCUGUAUCACUUAACGAGUACUCUGCAUUCUUGUUUGUGUUCUUUUGGUUUUGAGAUUUUCCUUUUUUUUAUGAGAAAGAAUGUUUUCUACUUUUUGUGUCCUUAUCGUGAGAAUGUGUCCACUGCUUUCACUGUUGUAAAAUCACCAAGGGCAGAACAAGUGGAUACUGGAAACUACGACAGCCACGUAAAGCUGGUACGAUGCAGGGUCAGGACCAUGUCAACGCUAGAUCAAGUGCAAAGGACAGAUACACACACACACACACACACACACACACACGCGCACACACACACACACACACACACACACACACACACACUGGUGAUUGUUCAAAUCUGUUUUGUGCUUUUGUCUUAACGGCCAUCUCCCCAUUUCAAUACGAAGCACACAAGUCUCUAGAUUCAGAGAAGCUGAAUGUAUGCAAGCCAAGGAAGGAGAUACAUGUUUGACAUUCAGGGAAACGUGCCUGGUUUCGUUACUGCGGGAGUGAGAUGAGAAGAUUUCAUCCAUUUAGCUGCUGGCGUCCGAAAAGGCUCAUUUAUGCUCAACGCAAGAUUCUGACUCUUUUCAUAGAUGACGGCUGCAGAACUGAGCUUGAACACUGGACUCACAUGUGAUGGUGGUUGUUCCCGCUGUUGGCGCUGACGCCAUCGUCUUAGCAGCAACAAUCACAGUUGGCUUUGUGCUUUUACAUUCAUAUAUGGUCGAGUAAAAUUGGUAAUAUGAAAGUACAGGAGAAAGAGGAUCUUCGGCUGAUACCUCAACCCCCGGUAAACCUUGACAUUUGAGUUCUUUCCUGAACUAAGCAGAAGCGACAUGAUCAUUUCUGGACAUUAAAAGCAUUUUUCAGCUUUGCAGUGAACAGGUUGUUUUCCUCUUCAGCUUUAGCUAAGAUACAAACACAAGAACAAGAUUCACUCCUCAUUCAACCCUCGACGACAAAUCCGUACGUUUCCCUAAAAUGUCGGAGUGAUUUCCUGGAGGUGACGCGCACGUGUGAUUGUUUCAUCCGCUGUCGUAUUGCAGUGUCUCUUCUCCCCGGCUCCUUGUGCCCCCCCCCCCCUCCUCCUCCUUCCCACCUCCUCCACAGCUCUUGUAAAGAAAUAAUCUCAAGUAAUAAAAUAUACAAAAAAAGGAACAAUGUCAAUCUCUCUAACUUCUCGAAUGAAGGUUAUAAUGUCACAACUUGUUGGUUUGAAGUUCAUGUUGUUUUUGUACUGUAAAUAAUAUCUGGGCUCAGAGUAUAUGUAGGAGCACUUUCUAUCCCCCAGCCCUAUGUAACACCACAUGUAAGUGUGGGAGAAAAAGUCUGCACGUGUUUGUGUUUGUAUGCGAGUGUUGUUUAUGUUCUGCUGCAGUAGCGAAACUUCAAACUUCUUUCAUUACUUGAUGACGGCAGGCUUGGACAGGAAGUCGCGUCAUCAGACUGUUGCUCAAUGGGUACAGCCCAGCCCCCCCACCCCCAGGCUCUGUCCCUGCACCAGGUCUUUGUAGCGUUCAGAUUCUCUCUCAAAUGCCUCCUUGCACCCCGCGGCACAGUCAGCUCCACUCGGAAGAUCUUCUCUCCUUCAGUGGGAAACAGGACUUAAUCUUGAUGACAUCUGGAAACUGGAGGCAUCUUUUGCUCUUGAGUUGAUGGUUCCCGGUUCUCUCACGCUCUAGAAUGUCAGCGAGCACAGUCUGUACUUUGUCGUGGCUCCACACAUAUCAUGGUGCCUAUUUGCCCACAGAUCUUGCACAUCGGGCUGCCUCUUCUGCCCCACCUGUGCAGGUUCACGGGGGUGUGAGGGGGGUUGUAGACGGCCCUUAGCUAGAAGGAGAUCCAGAAAGGCUCUAGUCCCAUAGGUCAGCUCUUGUUAACUCUCUUGGGGAGGUCCCACCUUGUCCAGGCGCUCCCUGGUCAUGUUGGCUUGUCCCCAUUGUUCCCAGUCCUCGCCUUUCGAUGAUGUCCUUGAGUUUGAGGUUUCCUUCUGUUUGUGCCAAUAUCAUAUUCUAAAGAUUGUUUUUACUGUAGGUAUGAGUCCAUCUGAUUCACGUUUUUUCCUCCAGGUGUUUUUCUUUUUGCCCCUGCACUGUAACACACAUGUUUGGUCCCAUCUCUGUAGAUACAAACCAUGAAGCCAUCAGUAGCCAUCUCUCAAUGCGCUUGUAGUGUUUUCAGUGAACUGCAUGCAAGUGACUCCUGUCUGCUCAUGUGGUCAUAUCAUUUCAAAGCCAAAAGAAUAAAGGACAUAUUUUUUGUAAAUGCUUGUUUAUUGGAACUUUGGUCAAUUGAACAGGAUCAUGUGGUUCAAGUACAUGUUACACUUAACUAUGUAAUUUGCUAAAUGUGAUGAGUGAUAUAUAUAUUUAUUUUAUUUUAUUUUAACCAAAGAUGUGGCAAGAAAAGACAAAUCUAGAUU